This is a messenger RNA of Megalopta genalis, 3083 nucleotides long. RefSeq lists its product as uncharacterized. Gene Ontology annotation, biological process: regulation of transcription by RNA polymerase II. Gene Ontology annotation, molecular function: DNA-binding transcription factor activity, RNA polymerase II-specific; RNA polymerase II cis-regulatory region sequence-specific DNA binding. Lineage: Eukaryota; Metazoa; Arthropoda; Insecta; Hymenoptera; Halictidae. The record is from RefSeq and is a predicted model, not a curated record. Gene Ontology annotation, cellular component: nucleus.
GAAGCGGGUCGCGUCGCGUCUCGAUUCCUCGAGGUAUCGUUGCGUGCGUGUUCUCGACCAAUCGCGACUCGGGUCGGUGGUGCGCCUGUGUGACGCAUUAACUGCCACGCUGGCAGCUGGCAGUUCAAUUGACAAUCGUCUAGGGCCGAGUGCGGUUCAGUAUUCUCGGUUCUCGGAAAACAAACAGACUCGCGAUUGUCAGAUCGCGGAGCACCGAGACGCAGUGCCCCCGAAAAAUCUGUAUCAGCGCGCGAGGACGGGUCGGGGGGACGGUAGAGUGAUCGGGGCGGGUCGUGGCCGAGCGAUGCCGGUCCGGGUUGCUCGAAAUAUGCUUGCGCCAGCAGGCUCGAGCUGAAAACCGGUCCCUCUCUUCGUGUGCAGUGCGCUGUACGGCCUGGCUUCUGUUCAGGGUGGGGCGAGAGAGCAGAAACGAACUGCGUCCGUCCGUUGGUCGGUCCGUGACCGCGGUUUUCCUUCGCUCCGUUACUUAUUGUUAGUUAGUCGGGACUGGCGUGUUGUGUGUCGUCGUCGCUGUCUGUCGAAAGGUGCAUCUUUUGGUCGGUGCAGUGGCACGGCGAAGGCGUGGGUGCGUGGCUCAGGUGUUACAUGGGAGCGUAGAGUGCACGGUUCUCCACACGCUACAGUGUUGUCGCGCGCGCACGGUGCUUGAAACAGAACUGCCGGGAUUAUGUCGUCGACGGACAUGAACCUGAUGGACCUCCUGUUCCCCAGGGAGGAGUCGUUCCUGAAAGGCGACGUUAAGGACGAGCCGUUCAUAGACCAGAGCUACGGCGACGACGCCAUCGCGGCGGAAGAAUGGCCGUCGAACCCCGACGACUUCCUGGACUCCAUCUUCAAGCUGGAGGACAAUCAGUUCAACCUGAUCGAGAACGACCUGGACACGAUUCCGUCCUCUUCCUCGGACAGCGGGCUGUCGAGCGCGCUCAGCCUCUCCUGCGAGCAGCAGCUCAGCCCUUUGCUGCCCAUCGAGGAGGAUCAAGUGGAGAUCAGCAACUCCGAGAUGAACAGUCCGGACGAACAGAACUUUAUGGACUUCGAGUCUUUGGACAGUCCGAACCAAUCGGUGGGCAGUGUGGACAGUCCGAUCAGGUCGGUGGUCAGUUCCAACAUCGGCUCACCCGUGACAGACGUUGCCGAAGAGAUGGACGUGGAGCACACCUUGGUGGCAGUCGUGAACCCUAAUAACACCUUGGCCGAUGCCAGCGCGACCAUCGUGGCGGAGUCACCGGCCGUCGAUUUAGAUAAAAUAGCGCAGCAGCAGGUACUGGCCGCGCCGCAGGAGAACAACACGCUAAAUGUGCGCAACGUCGCGAGCAACGGGAAACGAAACAUGAGACAAUUGAUACGCGUGACGCCGAUGGGCUCUGUGAACCCGAGAUCGAUCCUGUUGCCGGUGAGUCUCAAGGACAUGAAGGACGUGAGGACUAUCAAGAUCAUCAACGCGUCGCAGGCGAGGAACCUGAAGGGCUUCAAGAUCAACCAGGCGAACAUCAUCAACAAACCUGUCCAAAUGACCAUCAAGCAAGAGGACUCGAGCAGCGAGAAGGGUUGCAACUCCAGCGACGAGGUGUCGGAGUCCGACUCCCCUUAUCCAAGGCUGAAGCUGAACGCGGAAGAGAAACGUUUGCUCCAGAAAGAGGGGAUCACGUUGCCCUCGCAUUAUCCCCUGACGAAGCACGAGGAGCGCGAGCUGAAGAGGAUCAGGCGCAAGAUCCGCAACAAAAUCUCCGCCCAGGACUCCCGGAAGAGGAAAAAGGAGUACGUGGACGGGUUGGAGGAUCGAGUGAAGCAGUGCACCGAGGAGAACAUGAGCCUGCUGAAGAAGAUCAAGGCGCUCCAGUCGCAAAACCAGAGCCUGGCCGGCCAGCUGAAGAGGCUGCAGGCGUUGCUGCAAAAGGGCAACAAGAGCGCGCAGCCUGCUACCUGUCUGAUGGUCUUGUUGCUCUCGUUGGCCCUGGUCGCUGUACCGAAUCUGCGACCGCACUCCAAUUCCAGCAACGAGCUCGCCAAGGAGCAGGAGCAGCCUGAGAAAAUGCCACCGUUGGCUGGUCGCUCCCGAACGCUACUCUACACGAAGCAGCUGAUGGACGAGGAGCUGCAGCAAUACGGCGAGGAAUUGCUGCAGGAGGUGGAGGGACUGUUGGAUCACGAUUACAGCCCGGUGAUCCAGCCGCCCCUUUACAAACGUCCUCGCCUGGACACGGAACCGGCCCCGAAAUGCGUCUCGUCGUCCGAUCACGUCGGGGGCACGCUCUGCGGAAGAAAGGAGAGCAUGAUCUUCAUAUCAAACCGGAAGUACAUCGAGCCUCCGUUGGACGACGUGUGGCCCCCGCCUAAUCCCGGCGGGUCGAAGAACGGCAAAGUGGUGGACAAGCUCGAGGCGCUGACAAACGAGCUGAAGAUCAACAUCUCGGACUCGGAGGGCACCAGAACGGUGCUGCUGAAGGUGCCCCAGGAACAAUAAGGGCGGCUCGAAACGAUCGCGGGCCCCUCACGAGAUCUUCUCUCCCCCUGGACCCCCAAGAGCCGACGAUUCGUUUCGAAUCGAUAAUUUUCUCCACGGUGUUUCCGAGAACCACGGGAGACCACAGGGCCGUCUCGACUUCCGCUGGACCACAGAUCGAAGAACCAGGCUCCGUUCGAGCGUUUUUCAUUCGAUUUUCGCUGCAUGGACCAUCGCGAGAGCCCAUUUUCGCUUUCAUUCGAUUUUCUUCCCGCACCGAAACGCGACGGAGUCUCCGACGCGAACGAGAGUUCGUUUUCUCGAUGAAUUUUCGAAGAAUCGGCGCUCGCUGCGAUCGACGUCCCGCGAGACGGGUCGGUCUACAUUGGCUUCUUAGUCGAGGAUCGCGUAGGACCGAUCGUUUUUAGGUGAAUUUUUCCAAGAGUUUUUAUCGAUUGAACGAUAUUUAAGGAUUUAUCUAUUUAUAAGGAGAAUUUAUUACGAGAGUUUUACAAUUAUUAUUGCUGUUGCCGAUGGUAAGAGAUAUUUGUACAUAGUUACUAUAAUAGACAACGUAAAACUGACACAGAGAGAUAUAUAUUAUAUACUAUAUAUUAUA